Monosiga brevicollis MX1 is the source of this 348-nucleotide messenger RNA. RefSeq lists its product as uncharacterized. The record is from RefSeq and is a predicted model, not a curated record. Lineage: Eukaryota; Choanoflagellata; Craspedida; Salpingoecidae. Gene Ontology annotation, cellular component: cytosol; microtubule cytoskeleton. Gene Ontology annotation, biological process: post-chaperonin tubulin folding pathway; tubulin complex assembly. The coding region runs from base 1 to 348 and encodes 115 amino acids. The transcript has 3 exons. Gene Ontology annotation, molecular function: beta-tubulin binding.
AUGUUGGUUGUCGUCGUUGCUUGGUCCCGCGGUGUGGUGGGCGUUGUCAUGGGCAAGGAAGGUCUGGGCAAGGAACGCGAGUACAACUUCAAGGAGAUUGCUCAGCAAGAAGCGCGCAUUGAAAAGUACAAGGCCGAGGGUCGCGAUGAAUAUGACGUCCGCAAGCAGUACGAGGUGCUCGAGGAGUGCAAGAUGAUGGUUCCCAACACCCAACAGCGGCUUGAAGAGGAGCACAAGAAGCUCACCGAUAUGGUCGUAUGUCAAACAGCUCGGCGCCUUGCUCAUCGCGCCCCUUGCCGCCGCGCUGCCCCCCCACUCACUCUGCCCUUCAACCGCACACCAACCUAG